Messenger RNA from Temnothorax curvispinosus, 2430 nucleotides. RefSeq names its product F-box/LRR-repeat protein 4-like. Gene Ontology annotation, molecular function: protein binding. The coding region runs from base 1 to 2127 and encodes 708 amino acids. Gene Ontology annotation, biological process: SCF-dependent proteasomal ubiquitin-dependent protein catabolic process. The transcript has 8 exons. Gene Ontology annotation, cellular component: SCF ubiquitin ligase complex. NCBI's taxonomy places the organism in Eukaryota, Metazoa, Arthropoda, Insecta, Hymenoptera, Formicidae. The record is from RefSeq and is a predicted model, not a curated record.
AUGCAAAUUGCUGGUACAACGUCACAAACUGCAACUACUGCAGCUACUACAACCCGCCCGGUACAAUCUUUCGGCAGUCCUACGUCAACAGUUUCACAAGCAGGGAACGUUAUGAGAGAAAAUAUGACAUCCCAUUAUCAACGUUUGUAUAACGAGAGUUGUAGUCGAUAUCCCUAUGUCGACAGAGUAUCCGUAGGAGAGGAGGGUAAUGUUGACUUCAUCUAUCAAUUUACGAAGAAGAGAUAUGCUCCCAAGAACCAUCAGAAUAUUAGCAUAUAUCACACUGCCCCUGACAUAAUUGGACCACCCAAAUUUCAAAACUAUGGAGAACUAUUUCAUUUACCUUCUUUUUUUGAAAACAAGUGGAAUUCAGUCAAUAAAGAUGUCGAUAUGUCAAUAUCUCCAUGGCAAAACGAAGAACUUAUUCAUGAUAGAGCUGCUGAUGAUAUUUGUCAGAAUGGACAGUAUACUGCCCAGACGAAGAAAAAUAGUUAUAUUUGUAUCGAGUUUCAUGAACCUGUAUAUCCAAUCAGAGUCUGCAUUUACGAAAUACAUAAUCCUGGAAGCGUAAUUCAAAUUUCGGCUCAAGAUUCUAAUAAUGAGUGGUCUAAGUUGUGGUGUAAAUCGCCUCAUUUUGUACCGCCGACAUCAAGAUUAUUUUCUCCACCGUUAUCGCAUCGGCGUAACUUUACAACCAAAAUGCUCAGACUAACAUUUGAAAACAGUUCACCUCUCUCUUACACAAAGCUAGAUGCUGUGAUGCUCAUCGGUACAUCAGAAUUGAUCCUUUCUAGAAAGCCUAACGAGAGUUUAACUAAUCUGUUAAAAAGAAUUAACAGCAUGUACUCUUCAUACCAUGACGAUGUUCAUAAUUUAACAGCAGAUUUAAAAAGUGCACACUUGGAUAUAGUUCAUCUGCAACAGAAUUUUUCCGAAUAUUGUAUUUGUGAAAGCGAUAUAAGAAGGGUUUCUUCUAAGAGUAAUUUAAAGCAAAAAAUAUCUCAGGAGAUAAUCCCUUGUUAUGAGCAAUCUAGUCAUUCAAAUUAUGCAAAGCGUAUAAAACUCUCUUCGGAUGAAUCCAAGGACUUAUCACGUUGCAGUUUAUCUGCGCUUCCGAAUGAAAUGCUACUAAAAAUAUUAAACUAUUUAGAUCUGACGACGUUAUGCCGCAUGAAUAAAGUAAAUAAUCGCUUCAAUAAGUUAACACGGGACCCUCUACUCUAUACACGUUUGAACAUGCGACGUGUGACUGACAAAUGUAUUAUGCGCAAAGUAUUUUGUUACUUUACAGCUAUUAGAUGUGAAUUUUUGCGACAAUUGGAUCUUACAGGAAGCAACUUUGAUGUUAAUGAUUUCGUGAACUUUCUUGAUAAUUGCGGCAGAAAUUUAACGCACUUAAAAUUAAGUUGCUGCAGGGUCGAUUUAAAUCCUGCCCUACUUAAAAUUUCAGAAAUAUGCAAAAAUUUGAAAGAAUUGAAUCUAAGUAAUUGUCGAUUCAUAGACAACAAAGGAUUUUCGUAUCUCGAGAAGCUGAAAAAUUUGGAACAUUUAAACCUUUGUAAUACAGGUAUAAACGCUCAACAACUGUGCAAAAUAUUGCAAAAAAAUCAACGGAUGCGUGAGUUAUAUUCCGGUAUAGUUAUAAGCAAAGAAGCAGUUCUAUUAGAGUUGGAAAAUUCGUGUCGUGACUUGGAAGUAAUAUAUUUGCAUGCACCUUGUCUUACACCUCAUAGUAUUAGUGCCCUGGCUAACUGUAAAAAUUUACUAAAAGUGGAGCUUACUUUUAUAGGAUUCUUAUUAAGUUAUCCAGAUCAAUAUUUAGUUAUUGAUAGCUUAUUUAAAUUACUUUCCUCUUAUCAAAACUUGCAAGAAGUUUAUAUUGAAUUUGCUUUCCUUACUGAAUACCAGUUGGAAUUACUAGCACAGUGCAAAAAUUUAAAAAAGUUAUUUUUUUGUCAAGUGAUGAGACGACCUGAUCAUACACCUGAUAUAUAUUCAGUUAUUUUUGAACAAUGUCCUAACCUGCAAGAGUUUUGUUUCAUAAACUGUGACAUAAGCGAUCAAUUGGUUAAUGAAUGGAAAAAGAGAUAUCCGCAUGUGUCCGUCUAUACAUACAACAAAUACUGAUAAUUUGAAUAAUUUUUGUUCACUAGUUUAGGACAUAUCAAUAUAGUUUUUAGUUACGUUUACUUUUAAAAUUUUUAUACUUACAAAGUUUACUUUGUAAAAAUUAUCUGGUAAGCUAGGUUGAAAAAAAAGUUAAUGUAUAGGUGAUUUACGAUUGUACGUGCAAACUAUAUCUAUAGGAAUUGAAAAAAAUACACUUUUGUUGUAAUAGCUAUAAAAUGUCGAAAAAUUUUAUGAUCUAAAUCACCCCGAAAAAAAUAAUCCGAUUAACCCCGUAUGUCGACUUCAUAAAGUGCAUUCGUU